Molecule: messenger RNA, 2267 nt
Organism: Carassius carassius (crucian carp)
Lineage: Eukaryota; Metazoa; Chordata; Actinopteri; Cypriniformes; Cyprinidae
Product: dnaJ homolog subfamily B member 1-like
Exons: 4
Coding region: 483-1505 (340 amino acids)
Cellular component (GO): cytosol
Molecular function (GO): Hsp70 protein binding; transcription corepressor activity
Source: RefSeq, a predicted model, not a curated record
AGAGAGUGAGAGAUUAUUAAUAACUUAGAAAGGCAUGAGCAGAUGACACUGGAGGAAAUACCGACUGCCACUGAGAGAAACUCCAACCGAAAGAACUGCGUGGAGUACAACAAACGUUAUUUUAAAGUUUACUUUGAGGCGCGCUACACACGAGUGACGUCAGGACGAUCAACUCCGUCUGAAGAAGCGCACGUCUACGGGUGGAGCAGCACACCACGUGGCUCGGGUGGAAACAACCAGAGACUUCGAGACAUUUCUCGAACUUUCCUCGCGGUUUCAAAUAGAGCGACAGCAGGGCGAGGCGGAAGCAUUACACUCCACAGGUGGACGGGACAGCACUUCUCAUUGUGAAAUUACUCUCAGAGCUAUUUACCGAGGGUUGCUGUGAACUGAAUUUUUAGCGACAGACACCUGAACGCAAGCAGGACUUGCUUGAACCCGCUGUUUGACGUUUGGAGUAUCGACUUCAAAAGAAACUCUCGAUGGUGAAGAUGGGGAAGGAUUAUUACAGUGUUUUGGGGAUCCAGAAAGGCGCAUCUGAUGACGAGAUCAAGAAAGCUUACCGCAAACAAGCGCUCAAGUACCAUCCGGACAAAAACAAGUCUCCCGGCGCCGAGGACAAGUUCAAGGAGAUCGCGGAGGCGUACGACGUACUGAGCGACCCGAAGAAGAAAGACAUUUAUGACAAAUUUGGCGAAGAAGGACUGAAGGGAGGCAUCCCCGGCGGUGGAGGUGGUGGCAGUAAUUUCACCUACACUUUCCAAGGCGAUCCUCAUGCAAUGUUUUCAGAGUUUUUCGGAGGACGGAACCCUUUUGACCAGUUCUUCGGACGCAAUGGUGGCAUGGAGGAGGAUAUGGAAACUGAUGACCCAUUUGCCAGUUUUGGCAUGGGUGGCAUGGGUGGGUUCCCCCGCUCCUUUAACACACGCGGUCACGGCGGGAGACUGGAGAAAAAACAGGACCCUCCGGUGACCCACGACCUGAGGGUCAGUCUAGAUGAAGUGUUCACUGGCUGCACCAAGAAGAUGAAGAUCUCACGCAAACGCCUGAACCCCGACGGAAAAACAACACGCACUGAGGAAAAGAUUCUUACCGUGGAGGUGAAAAAAGGCUGGAAGGAAGGGACCAAGAUUACUUUCCCCAGGGAAGGUGAUGAGACGCCAGCAAACAUCCCCGCAGAUGUGGUGUUUGUGGUGAAAGAUAAACCACACCCUGUGUACAAACGAGACGGAUCGGACAUUAUUUAUCCUGCAAAAAUUACCCUCCGAGAGGCACUUUGUGGUUGCACGAUCACUGUCCCAACAAUUGAUGGUCGCACAAUCAAGUUAACAUCUCCGGAAAUUAUUUCUCCCGGGAUGAAACGGCGUGUCACUGGGGAGGGUCUUCCUCUUCCAAAAUCCCCAGAUCGUCGUGGGGACUUGGUUGUUGAAUACGAAGUCAAGUUUCCCGAAAAGUUGAGUCAGAGUGCCAGAGAGACUAUUGCAAAUGUUUUGCCAGCUUCUUGAGCUGUGUAUAUUACAAUGCUGGAGCUGCUGCCAUUGGGGAAUUUUUGCUUUCAUAUAAUUUCUGGUUAAAGGAGGAAUAUUUGAGGUCAGCCCAAUUAGGGUGCCCAUUUGAUGCUAAAAACAAAACUGUUCUUCUGUAAAGUGCUGCCAUUGAGAGACUUUCUGAACCAAAACUUAGCUGGACUGGUUUAUUUGUUUGUGUCAUGUACAUGAACCCAUGUUUCCUUUGGGUCUAGUCCAGCAGAAAGUCUCCAGCUGUGGCCUCUGGGCCAGUGUUUGGUUGUGCAUUACACACACCUAUGUUUACAGUGUUGACUUGUUCCAAAGCUGGACAGUAGAGGAGGCUGUGAUGUGUGGAGAUACAGUGAGAUGGUUUCUUUUCAGCUGUCUGACUGACUUUGGAUACCUCAGGAAAGGCUUUCUGUGAGAGCAUAAUGUAAGUUUUCUGAUAAUACGGUCUGAUAGAGACGUUAAUUAAUCUCAUGAAAAGUCAUUCACAACGUAGUGGUGGCCCAAAAUGAUCACUGCUUGGAUCGUCCCUCAUCUAAGUAUGUGAAUCAGCACUUGCAAUAAGUCGCCUAGACAGCAUUUAUUUUAAUUUUUUUAAUAGAAGAGGUAAAUGUACUGAUGUUGGUUAAUUCCUUGGAUAAAAUGACAUGGGAAUAUUUUUCUGUUUUAUUAGUUGUUAUGAGUGUUUUGACCUGUCUCUGUGAAAUUGAAUUUGUGUUGCUUCACAUUAUUAAUAUUAAACAGUACAUGGGA